This is a messenger RNA of Onthophagus taurus, 6108 nucleotides long. RefSeq lists its product as uncharacterized. Gene Ontology annotation, biological process: potassium ion transmembrane transport; regulation of membrane potential. Gene Ontology annotation, molecular function: voltage-gated potassium channel activity. The record is from RefSeq and is a predicted model, not a curated record. Gene Ontology annotation, cellular component: plasma membrane. NCBI's taxonomy places the organism in Eukaryota, Metazoa, Arthropoda, Insecta, Coleoptera, Scarabaeidae.
AUGUUUGAGGACAAUUAUUCUGAUGAAGUAACUGGGCCAACUCUUCGCAUAGACAUACCAAGUUUAUCAACUCAAAAAGCAAGAAGUAUUACAAGCGAAAAAGUCUUUGGCGAUUUGGGUUGGAAGAACCUCUUAUUAGUUCAAUUUCAACGUCCGUUUACUUUCGCAAUUUACGUUGGUAUCAUAGCAUCUUAUUGCAUUAUAGUUUUCGAAGCUGGACUAUCGUUUUCCAUCCUACAAAACGAAACUCCCCUUGAGGUGUAUAUAACAAAAACGAAAGGAGUCAUUUACGCGUUCGACGCCUUUUUCUUCAUGGAUGUGAUGUUUAUGAUUAUCUUUAAAAAUACUGAGUGGCCCGAAUAUAGUCAUCGGUUUAAAGCUAGAAACGCUGGUAUAUUAAUCAUGGAGAUGUGUUCGUUGAUUCCAAUUGACGGGAUUUACUAUGCUAUUGCUGUAAAGAAGAAGCCGUCGUCGGUAAAUUUUUUACGAUUAAGAUAUGUUUUUAGAAUUAUUCGGAUAUUUUACGAUCAAAGAAUUCCGUCGGCGAUGACUAAAGAGCAAUCGUUGAUAAUAAAUACGGAAAAGUUGUUGAUAACCGUUGGGGUUAUGUGCUGCACGCUUGCUGCGUUGGUUCUUCCGUAUAUAUGCGAGUUAAAAUGUUUCCCAGAGGAGUUAGAUAACGUGAUGUAUUAUUAUUUAUACGUCGCUUCUGAGAAAAUUACCGGAAAAGGUUUUGGGAAGGUGUAUUUCCACGCAAACUUAAACAAAGGUUUUGCAAUUCAAGUAUUUAACUACAUAGGAUUUAUGGCGUAUUUAGUUAUGGGGUAUAUCGUAAGCAAAGCGAUUUGUAUGUAUAUUUCCAACGAUAAUCACGUAUAUUCAUAUUUAACUAAAUACAAAACUAUCAAAGACGAAUUAAAUAAUUGGCGAAAAAGAAAUCUUGCAAUGUGGAGGAUGCACGAUGAAUGUUUAGUUCGCACAAUUGAGGCAUAUUACCGAUUGAUUUGGACUAAAAAACGGUGGUGUGUAACUAUGGCUUUCACCCAAGAAGUUCUUCCUAAAGUUAUGUUUAAAGACGUUUACUUAGAUAUGUCAUGGAACGGGUUCAAACACUCCCACUUAUUCAAAAACCAAGAAGUACAUUUUCUUCGGGAAGUAGCAACCUAUAUGAAUCAUUUAGUUUGCGCCCCAGGCGAACUUCUUUACGGUAGAGACCGAGAAAAACAAGGAAUGUUUUAUAUUAAAACCGGCAUCGUGCAAGUUUUAUCAGAAGAAAAUGGCGAAACUCCAAUCAUAUCAUUUUCCGGUGGUACAUGUUUAGGAGAAUCCACUUUAAUAAUUGGUUACGACUCAAAUUGGAGCGUGAUGUGUAAAACGUAUUGCGAAAUAAGUUUUUUAAAACGUUCCGAUUUUAUCAAGGUGAGUUUAAUUUAUCCUCGCGAAUACCACAGAUUGAUAACAACGAUUUCAAGAAGAUAUUUAAAAGCUAGGCGAUACAGAGAAUUAUCUGAGUAUCAAUGGGAAAAAUUAUUAAUUACAAACCCCGAUACGGUAAUAAUGAUUUGGUUGAAAAAAACGUUGCAUCAAUUGGUUGAAAACGAAACGAUUUACAAACAAGAUGAUUCAUUUCGUGAGGAGGAGUUGGUUUUUUGUCCCGAUUAUUUAAAUCUUUUGGUGAUUACGGAAGAUAUUGAGUUGGUUAUUGAUAUGAUUUUUUUGAAAACUACGUUCCCGGCGAUUUUUCAACCCGAGUCUGUUGUUUUAGAUGGUUGGAACAUAUUCAUUAGUAUUAUUGCGUUAAUAAUUUUUCUUUUUUAUCCGUGUUAUGCACUUUAUUGCGGUACGAUUACACACGCAACUCACGUUCUUAUAUUAAGUAUUAUAACAUUUAUUUGUUUGACGGAUCUUUAUAUUCAAUCUUCAACAGCCGUGCGUACUAAAGAUACGCUUCUUACAACGAUACCUUCAAUAAUUUAUAAUCGCUUAACAAACACGGGAUUUUUGGUGGAUUUAUUUUCUUCGAUACCUAUUAGCAUAUUUUUUAUCUUAAUGAAUAAUCAGGUAUCAUACGAAACUUUGGUGCUAACUGAGAUUCAUAAACUUUUAAAAAUUUACCGAUUAAAUUUCACCUUUUCGAAAUUGGAGAUGCUUCGGAUUACUAAUAAGAUGGUUCUUAAGUAUUUUAAGGUUUUUUUGGUGGAUUUCUUUUUAUUUUAUUACACGGCUUUGGUUUUGUAUUACGUUAUUUGUAACUCAACGAGUCGUGGGUGCCCCAAAGAAUACCUUAAUUUGAUUGUUGAGUACUUUGAUGAUAGCCAAUUCAAUGUUUUGUUGCACCUUUUCACGGUUGCAAGUACUUUUUUGGGGAAUAUGACCUUCACGGAUUUGCUUAAAUUCAUUAAGUACGAUCAAGUUGGGAUUGUAAUAGCUGUCCAAUUCCUGUACGCUUUCUGCAGCGUUUUCGUUUUAGCGUAUAUUUGUAUUAUGGAGACGUUGCGCGAAAAAGAAGUGCAUCAAUACAAAGAGUUUGUGGCUACGGUUGAUGUGGUGUUGAAGGAUUUAAAUGUGAGCUCUGGAUUGCAACGAAGAAUUAGCUUGUAUUUGACGGAUCAAUUUUGGGAUAAUAAAGGUUUACACCUCUUAAACCCUAUGCUUUUUAAGAAUAAUAUGUCGAAUAAUCUUUAUUCGUUAAUGAAUCAAAUUCGAUACGAAAAGCUUCUUCACGAUUUACCUUUACUCGCCGACUUAGAAGAAACUAUAAUUAUCGAUUUUUCGCGAAAAUUAAAGGUGACUCAUUAUCCUCCAGGGGAAGUUAUAACUUACGCAGGGGAAGUGUGCAAAGAAAUGCACGUCAUUGAAGUUGGAUUUUGCCAAGUUUUGGGGAGUCAAAAUAAAAUAUUGCAUCCCAGUGAAAGUUUUUGCGUUAUCGAAACGUGUAUGCGAAUACCGACGUUUUAUACCGUGGUAACAUUAACCGAUUGUAACGUACUGUCUUUAUCGCAGAUGGAGUAUGCGAGGUUGGCCACUAAAUACCCAGAUUUUGGUGCUUCAAUUAGCGAAGCUUUGGAAUACACGAUUUCGGGGGAGAAAAUAAAUCAGAUACAGAGUACUAAUCGCGAGGUUGAUAUGUUAAAAGUGGACGUUAAGGAUCAAUUAUGCAGGAAAUUUAAUGUUAAGACUACUCUAGAAAAGAUGCGUUACUCCAGCGAAUUUGGAACUUUAAUGUUUUUCAUGAAGUUUAUUAUAAUGCGGCGCACUUUCCCCACAAAUGGUAAGUUCAUUUUUUAUUGGGAAUGGUCCAGAUUGAUUUUCGCGUUUGCCACAAAUAUCUUUACCAGAUAUGCAUACACCGCAGAUACAUCUUUCCCUUAUUACUUCUGUUUGUGCAUGGAUAUGACAGCUUGGGUCGAUAUCUAUGUAAGACACCACGUUUGCUACUACAACGAUAAAGGAACUGAAGUUAGCCAUCCGGCAAAAACCUACAUUCAUUAUUGGACCAACGGAUUAUUAAUAGACAUGCUUUCUUGCGCACCCAUCGAUUAUUUAUUCGGCCAACCAUCCACUAAACCUUAUUUAAAAUUAAACCGAUUUUUGCAACUAUAUCGCCCCCUUCGUUUAAUGAAAUACAUAAACGACAACAACAUAUCACGCUCGAAAUUGUACGAUUUGUUUAAAUAUAUUCCUUUCGUUUUUGUAACGAUCGAUUUUAUGAGCACCAUCGCUACAUACUUAACAUGCGCAUCUCCAAUCAACAUAAACCUCGAAAAUGUAUCUUGCACCGCUGAACAUUGGGCCAAAUUACAUUUGAAUAAUACGAAUCUUUCGCCACAACUCAAAUUACAUACAGCAAGUCUCAUUGUUACCGCUACAUCCCUCACGGUGGUUAGUUUCCAUCGUGUCUAUUUAAGUUCGAAACAAGAACUUCUCAACGCUGGGUUUUUCAUAAUAUUUGGGCACAUAUUUUUUGUGUGGAUGGCUGCUCGAUUGGUGUCGAAUAGUUUCUACAAUGAAACUGACUUAAUCGCUUACCAAGAAGCCAUGAGGCACUUAUUAACAUUCGUUGCUGCAAGAAAAAUCGAUAAGAACAUAAAAAACGAGAUCAUCGCGUAUUACGAGUUUAUGUGGAAAAAAACAAAAGGAAAAGAUUUGAUGGUGCUAUUAAACGCUUUUAGUACCGCCAUUAAAGAAGAUAUUCUAUACGACAUGUUUGGAAAGGCUCUGAAUACAUCAUCAACUUUUCUAACAGCACCCAAAUCCUUCUUCAAAAGCUUAUUAUUAGAAUCAACUUAUGAAGUAUACGUACACAAAGGAAUUAUUUAUAGAGUUAACGACGUGCACGGUUACAUCUACAUCCUUCUCAAAGGUACCAUUGAUGUUCUUGGGGCCGAUUACAACAAACUGCUUAUAUUAUCCCCCGGAAGUAUUUUUGGAAACUUAGAUAACGUUCUUCGGAGCAGACAAACAUUGACUAUGAUCGCAAAAGGACACGUUGAAGUAUUAAAAAUAGCUUCGCUUCAAUAUCACGUCGUGAUAUCAAAGUAUCCCCAAAUUAUGCGAUUUUACACUAAAUUAACCAGGUUUAACGUGGAUUACAUCGAAAAUCACGAUGAAGAUCUUAUGCAUAAAUACUCCACCAUGACAAUGCAGUCAAUUGCCUCAUUAACUCCUUCCGGAGGUAAAUGGCGCCGAUCUUCAAAAUCAAGUAGAAUGUCAGAUAAAGUCGAUAUAUUAUCAUUAAGUAAAAUGAGCGCCACACAAAAUUACUCAAAAGUUUUUAGGGUGAUCAAAAAUAAUGGUUGGAUUAAAUUUAUUCGCUUAUCAAUUAUUUGUAUAAGUUGCUUCUUUGGAUUUCAUUUAGAAAUAUAUCAAUUAGGAAAUUACGACGAUAACGUCAUAGUGAUCUGCCUCUUAUAUUUCUGCGACUUAUUAUAUUUGGGAAAAAUGUAUCUUGACUUUUUCACCAGCUAUGUCGACGACACCGGAUUAAUCGUAACCGAUUUAUUCUUAAUAAAAAAGCGCUACAUGAGCCAACCGUUUGGAUUUUAUUUCGAUUUGGUCGCCCUAAUUCCCGCCGAAUUAUUUUCAUUGGGCUUUAUCACUCAAUCGUACUUUUGGAUCAUAUGGACAUGGUUCAGAAAAAAUCGCUUAAUAAAAGUAAUAUAUUAUUUUUAUUUAUUGAAAGUAAGCAAAGCUAAAUUACACGUAAACGUAAAAAUUGUCAGCAUCAUCCAUAUAAUAUCCUGGUUAACAAUCCUCCUUCAAACAAUGAGCAUUCUAUUAUUAAUGUCCCAUAUCAUUGAAAACACCAACCACGAAGACAAACUCUCACUUUUAAUCAAUUCGUUUGAAAUGAUAACUUAUGCAGCUUCCGGUACAGCUCUUACAGAGGCACCAUUCACGUUUACCAUCUAUUCGAUAAUCAGCGUAUUAAUAACAAUGUUAGUUUGCAAGUUCUUCAUCACUUUAUUUAUAGCGGAAUUAUGCUCGUUAAUCGAAAACGUCUACCAGAACAAAAGCAAGUAUCGUAUAUACGCUUUAUAUUUAAAAUAUCAACUCAGAGAAGAAGAUGUUUCCGUACCUCUCCGCAAACGAGUGGGUGAAUAUCUCAAUUUACUUUGGAUUCAUCAUCGAGGAUUUCAAUAUCCAAGCCUAUUAAACCAAGCGCCUUAUUACUUAAAAGAAGCCAUUUUAAACGCAAUGUAUGGUUUCCAUUUACGUAGACAUCCCCUCAUUAAACACUGCCAUACAGAUCUUAUCAGACAAAUGUCGGCCACGUUCGACGUCUUAAUAUUCUUUCCGGGAAAUUUUGUUGCUUACAUUGGGGAUAUCGACGGAUGCAUGUAUUUCAUACAUAAAGGAGAAAUUCAAGUAUUAAUCGAAGACAGUUUGCAGCAUGAAAAUGCUGUAGACGUGUUACGAACUGGAGAUUGUUUUGGAUUAGAUCAGGGAUUGUAUAAAAAUUGCGGACAUGAUUAUAGUUACAAAGUAACAAAAAAAUCUAUUGUUAUCGCACUUAAUAAAGACAAAUGGUUUCAUUUACUUAAAUUUUUUCCCGCUUCAAAGACCGUUUUGUUCGAUCUUAGGAAUGCAUAUAUGGAUAAUUAUUAA